Molecule: messenger RNA, 1650 nt
Organism: Pieris macdunnoughi
Lineage: Eukaryota; Metazoa; Arthropoda; Insecta; Lepidoptera; Pieridae
Source: the annotation of a GenBank genome assembly
AUGGAUUCUAGAUUAACUUGUCCCGAACCAAGUUUAGAAAAACAUUUGAAGGGUCACCGAAAGAGUAUUACAGCUCUGUCCUUUAAUCCCAAUGAGCGACAGAUAGCGAGCAGUUCUUUAGACAACACUAUUUUACUAUGGGAUCUUCAUGGAAUGCGAAGUUACAGAUUUCAAGGACAUGAUGAAGCUGUCAUGGAUAUUACCUUUUCCCCAUCUGGACAGUAUAUGGCUUCAGCGUCACGUGAUAAAACAAUUAGAGUAUGGGUUCCUACAGUGACAGGUAGUACUGGGGUAUUCAAAGCGCAUUCCCAAACUGUGCGCUCUGUUCAGUUUAGUUCAGAUGGAAAAAAGAUUUUAACAGCCUCUGAUGACAAAAUAAUAAAACUGUGGUCAAGUGACAAGUAUAAAUUCAUAAUGUCAUUUGUUGGUCAUACCAAUUGGGUGAGAAGAGCCAGUAUGUCCCAAGAUUGCACCUUAAUAGCUUCUUGUUCAGAUGAUAAAUCAAUUAAACUAUGGAAUAUUGAGACUGGAAGCUGCAUACAUACAUACAAAGACCAAAAGACCCAUGGUGUAUAUUUAGCAUGGCACCCAUCUAGUUGCUAUAUAGCUGUGGGCACUAUUAAUGGGAAUGUUAUGCUUUAUGAUGUAAGGACACAUAAUUUGGUACAGUAUUAUAGCAUACAUAAUGAUUAUGUCAAUCAAGUAGCUUUUCACCCCAGUGGUAGUUUUAUAUUAACUGCAAGUAAAGAUGGAACUAUGAAGAUAUUAGACUUAUUAGAAGGACACCCAUUAUUUACAUUAAGUGCACAAUCGGGAGCAGUGAACACUGUAACAUUUUCACCAACUGGGGAUAGUUUUGCAUCUGCUGGUGAAGAUAAAUUGGUAUACAUUUGGAAGACAAAUUUUACAGAAUUGGGCAGUGAAACAAAGGAGAACAUAAAUAAUAUAUCUACACCACAGUCCCAAAAUUCAAAAGUUACUCCUAAAGGAAAAAGACAGGGAUCGAAGAUGUGGUUUCGAUGCUAUCACAGUGAUAUGUACCCCAUUAAAACAAUUCUGCAUUUGGAUAAUGGUAAUGAAGUGUUGGAUACCAUAGACAACAUUCAAGAACCAAAUGCUCAUAGCACUCUAUUGGAGUCAGCUCAUCCUAGCACAAAUGUAUCAUUGUCUGCAUCUCGUAAGACAUGCCCAUCUGGUGAAUGUUCUAAUAAUAUUGGAGAUAUUAGUCAUUUACCACGCACCCCUCCUGUACCAGGGACUUAUACAAUCCCAUCUAUAAUGAAUAAGUCUGUUGGAACCAAUGAUGAAACUGAAAAUUUAUUUGGGAUGAUAAAACUUACUGCCAGUGAUGUUUGCUAUACUAAUGGAACUAUAGAGUGGGUUGGAAGGAAGAGAAGUUUUCCAAUUAAUAGUGGAUUCAAAAUUCUUAAAGAUAACAAAAUUUUCCAUGGUGAACCUGUCUUGAAAAAAGUAAGAAAAAUUAAUAGGACCUUUACAAUUGCAAAUGAAAAGUUUAAAGAAUGUGACUGUGCUGAUGUGUUACCAACUGUAAAUGCUAUUGUUGACCAUCUUAAUGCACUUCAUGAAGCAGUUGAUAUAGUAGAUCUGAGAUUAAAUACUCUUGAAGAUGUUAUUGGCAGGAAUGAAUAA